Staurois parvus is the source of this 351-nucleotide messenger RNA. The record is from the annotation of a GenBank genome assembly. NCBI's taxonomy places the organism in Eukaryota, Metazoa, Chordata, Amphibia, Anura, Ranidae.
CUCGGGGACUCAACGGGACUCUAGCUGUGGAGGACAGUUCAGAACAUGGGUGGUCGGUGCACACAGCAGGGACAGUUCAAAACCAUGGGUGGUCAGUGCGCACACCAGGGACAGUUCAGAACACGGGUGGUCGGUGCACGCAGCAGGGGCAGUUCCAAAACACGGGUGGUCGGUGCACACAACAGGGACAGUUCGGAACACGGGUGGCCUGUGCACACAGCAGGGACAGUUCAAAACACAGGUGGCCUGUGCACACAGCAGGGACCGUUCAAAACACGGGUGGUCGGUGCACACAGCAGGGACAGUUCAAAACACGGGUGGUCGGUGCGCACAACAGGGACAGUUCAGGAC